AUGGUCCCUCGAAAAUUCAGUCGUCGCUUCGCUGCCAUCGCUGCUGCCGUCGCGCUCUUCUUCCUAUACCACGUCUUCUCCUUGCGGUCCAGCCUCCCGCAACGGCCAUCUGCCCGCACCAGCACGAGCGCCGACCCCGACUCCAGCAUCAAGUAUGCCGGCGAGCCUUCCACAGGAUGUCCAUCCCUCCCAGGCAUCGAGGACAUUCUAGUUGUGAUGAAGACAGGUGUCACCGAAGCUCGAAAGAAAGUCCCGAUCCACUUCCAGACCACCCUCAAAUGCAUCCCGCACUACGUGAUCUACUCCGACUUCGAGGAGGAGAUCGAGGGCGUUAAGAUCUACGAUGCCCUGAGCACCAUUGAUUCCGAGGUCAAGAUGCGUGUGCAGGACUUCGACAUCUACAACCGUAUCAACGGGAAAGGACGCAAGGGCCUGGAGCAGCAGGACUUUGCAGAUGAGGACAACACCAGCUUCGGCAAACCGAAUAACCCGGGCUGGAAGCUGGACAAAUGGAAGUUCCUGCCUAUGGCGCAGGAGGCGCUGAAGUACAAGCCCGACGCCAAGUGGUUUGUCUUCAUGGAGGCCGACACCUAUCCCUCUUGGCCGACGCUGCUGGCCUGGCUGGCCAAGUUCGACCAUCGUAAGCCAUUCUAUCUCGGCACCGAAACCCAGAUCGGAGAGACUAUCUUCGCCCACGGUGGAUCCGGCUUCAUGCUCUCCAACCCGGCGCUCACGAAAGCCUCCGACCAGUACGACAAGCGCCGUGCCGAGCUUGACGACUAUACAAAUGGACACUGGGCAGGCGACUGUGUCCUAGGCAAGGUGCUCGCCGACGCAGGCGUUCACCUGCACUUUUCCUGGCCGAUCCUACAAAACUCGAACCUCGGCGAACUGGACGAGUUCACAACGGAACUAUACCGAGAGCCAUGGUGUUAUAUAGCCAUUGCACUACACCACCUCAACGCAGCGGAGAUUGAAGAUCUCUGGAAAUUCGAGCAAAAACGGUGGCACGAAAAAAACAAACACAUCCUCCUCCACAGCGACCUCUUCCGCGAACUCAUCUACCCCGAAAUCGCUACCUCCCCGACCCGCCUCAACUGGGACAAUCUAGCCGGCGAAGAACAACCCUUCGCCACAAACUUCGAAGACUGCCGCGAGAUCUGCGAGGCGCAGAACCACUGCGUGCAAUUCAGCUUCCGCGACAACACAUGUUUCACCGGCGGUAACCCCCGUCUUGGCAAACCGCACCGUGGCGCGUCGUCGGGCUGGUUGAUGAGCCGGGUCCGCACGAUGAUGGAUAAAAAGGGGCUGUGUCGGUCGCCGGAAUUUGGGAAUACAUCUUGA
Molecule: messenger RNA, 1344 nt
Organism: Penicillium cinerascens
Lineage: Eukaryota; Fungi; Ascomycota; Eurotiomycetes; Eurotiales; Aspergillaceae
Product: glycosyltransferase family 31 protein
Exons: 2
Coding region: 1-1344 (447 amino acids)
Cellular component (GO): membrane
Molecular function (GO): glycosyltransferase activity
Source: RefSeq, a predicted model, not a curated record